AUGCAAAUGGUUCGAUCGUACCUGGCAUACAAGUACGAUGGCGAUCAGCCCGAGAACGUUGAUGAAGAGCAUAUCCUGCACUGUUUCGACUAUGUUCGAGUGGCCUUGAUGUGUUAUGGAGAUACAGCCCUCGUGGGUGCAGAUCCUGGUGACGCAGGUCUCAAUGGCACUCGAGGCUGGGGCGUCACUCACGUCUGCAAAAGUUGGGAUGCUCUGUACGACAUGGCUGUUGCAAGAGCCGCAGAGCUCACUCAUAAGGGAUUUGAGCUUGGCAUAUUCCAUAUCACGCCGUCCCCGGAUCCUCGGACUCUUGACCGCAGGCCGGAGGACCCUCGUGCAUGA
Fulvia fulva is the source of this 342-nucleotide messenger RNA. RefSeq lists its product as uncharacterized. The transcript has a single exon. Gene Ontology annotation, biological process: mycotoxin biosynthetic process. The coding region runs from base 1 to 342 and encodes 113 amino acids. Lineage: Eukaryota; Fungi; Ascomycota; Dothideomycetes; Mycosphaerellales; Mycosphaerellaceae. The record is from RefSeq and is a predicted model, not a curated record.